Messenger RNA from Erigeron canadensis, 589 nucleotides. RefSeq names its product mannose/glucose-specific lectin-like. The transcript has 3 exons. Gene Ontology annotation, molecular function: carbohydrate binding. Bases 26 to 466 code for a protein of 146 amino acids. NCBI's taxonomy places the organism in Eukaryota, Viridiplantae, Streptophyta, Magnoliopsida, Asterales, Asteraceae. The record is from RefSeq and is a predicted model, not a curated record.
ACAUUUAUCUCACAUUGCUCUCAAAAUGAAAAAAAUUCUUCUAGUUGGACCAUGGGGAAGCUCAUCUGAAGGAGAACAUUGGUCCUUCAAAGCCGAAGGAAAGAUCACAAAGCUUAUCAUCACUCAUGGAGAAUGCAUUGACUCAAUCGGUUUCGCUAGCCAAGAUGACGAAGGCAAUACCAUUCAUUCACAUAGGUUUGGUGGUUUUGGUGGCGAUUAUGCUGAGGUUAAUAUUGAUGUCGAUGUAGAGGAGUUGAAUUGCAUUAGUGGAACAAUUGGAUGGUUUGAUUCAAGAUUGGUUGUGACAUCAAUUGCGUUUGCAACCGCUGUGAACACGUUUGGACCAUUCGGUAGGGAGAAUGGGACUCAUUUCUCGGUCCCAAUAUCUAAAGCUAGCUUUGCGGGUUUCUAUGGUCGUUCUAGCGACUACCUCCAUGCAAUCGGUGUGUAUCUUAAGCCCAAUUAGUUUGUGUGCAAUUGGGGCUUGUGGGACUUUGUUGUGUUAAAUAAGUACCGAAUGUAGGUGCACUUUUAAUCUUAUGAAUUGUUGGUACUUGAAGGUAAUUUUAGUAGUUAUACAAAUGUGGAA